UGGUUAGCUUGGUGCGAGGGCAACCAUGAUGGAUGCCGUGUCGCUAUCGGGAUGCAACCGUCGCAUCCGAUCAGGUUGGUCGACUGCAAAGCGAGAUCGUUGGUGCAGCAUGAUGGGAAGGCACCAUAUGUGGCGUUGAGCUACGUCUGGGGCAAGCACACUGAGGAAUCCACUGAGAAGCAGAAAGAGGGUGCUAACAGUCCUGAUUUUGAGAGGGGGAAGCUGCCGGAGAACAUAACGGCGGUGAUUGAAGAUGCAAUGGUGGUCACACAGCAGCUCGGCUACCAGUUACUCUGGGUAGAUCGAUACUGCAUUGACCAGGAGGAUAGGAUCUCUGCCGACCAACAGAUCAAUCAGAUGGACAGAAUCUACAACGGCGCCGAGAUCACUCUCGUCGCAGCGGCCGGAGAGGAUGGGAAUUACGGCCUGGCGGGAGUCAAUAGAGAAUUCUUCGCCCGACUCGAGUCGAGCCGGAUCGAGACAGGUCCAGAUGGUGCUGUCUUGAUGUCAAUCACAAGUGGCUCAUCCACCUUUUCAUUCGAGUACCAGAAAUGGAGCACACGAGGCUGGACCUUCCAGGAAGCCCUACUCUCCCGCAGAUGCCUGGUCUUUACUGAAAAUUGGAUCUUCUUCCAGUGU
Messenger RNA from Cryphonectria parasitica EP155, 639 nucleotides. RefSeq names its product HET-domain-containing protein. The transcript has a single exon. NCBI's taxonomy places the organism in Eukaryota, Fungi, Ascomycota, Sordariomycetes, Diaporthales, Cryphonectriaceae. The record is from RefSeq and is a predicted model, not a curated record. The annotation marks the transcript as partial.